This is a messenger RNA of Helianthus annuus (common sunflower), 4880 nucleotides long. RefSeq lists its product as uncharacterized. Gene Ontology annotation, biological process: protein phosphorylation. The transcript has 22 exons. Gene Ontology annotation, molecular function: protein kinase activity; ADP binding; ATP binding. Bases 48 to 4790 code for a protein of 1580 amino acids. The record is from RefSeq and is a predicted model, not a curated record. Lineage: Eukaryota; Viridiplantae; Streptophyta; Magnoliopsida; Asterales; Asteraceae.
UACUUCCACACUACAGAAGAAAAAGCAGCUUUUACAUCAUCUAAAACAUGAACGCUAAAAAAAUUAAGAAGAGCACUGGAUUAAUGUCUCAAACAAAACCUCCCUCUCUCUUUCUCUCUUCUCAAAUGACUACUGCAGGCUCAUCAAACGUUUUUCUGAGCGCUUCCGAGGCGAGGAUACAAGAUUAUGAGUACUUGUGUGCAAUAAAUACUAAUGUAUCCAACUUUGUUUCGGUUAAACUUUCAGGCAGCCACAAUUACCUUCUUUGGAAAGCACAAAUGGUAUGCCUGUUAGACAGUAAGAAUAUGUGUGGCAUCGUAGAUUCCACAUUUGCGACACCAAGGUUUUCUGGGACAGAGAUAAUGAGACAAUACGACAGUCUUGUGAGAGGCUGGAUUUUCGGUUCUGUUACUGAUGAUGUUCUUGUAGAUGUCAUCCAUCUCGAUUCUGCCAAAGCUGCUUGGGAUAAGCUGAAAUCCAUCCAUGAUCCAACUGACGUCCGAAACAAGAAGAAAAUGGAGUGGUCUAUUCUCCCUGUGAGGUUUCCUGAUAAUGUAUGGGAUGCGAUCGACAAUUUGGAGUACUCUGAUGCUACUGUGAUGAAAACGAUCAAAACCAAUGCAGAGUCAUGUAGCAUUACUGCUGCACUUAUAACCGCAAUUACAUUUGCAGCUGGAAUUAACAUGCCAGAUGUAAGCAAUAAAGAAAUGGGGAUCUCAGCUUUCAAGGAGAAAAUAGCACUGAUUAUCUUUGUCAUAUCAAAUGCAAUCUCACUAUUUGCAUCCAAUACAGCAUUAUUAGUAUUCUUGUCUAUCCUGACAACACAUUUUGCCGAGAGAGACAAACUACAAAGUUUGCCAAGGAGAUUGUUUAUUGGAAUUUUCUCCUUCUUCCUUUGUAUUGCAGCUAUGAUGGUAGCACUCAGUGCAACCUUGUUCCGUGUCUUUUGUGAUCCAAAUCCAUGGAAGCUUGUUAUGAUAUCUGGAUUACUUUUUAUUGCGAUUGCUUUUUUCGUUGCCGUACAAUCCCCCCUCGUGGUGGAUCUUUUCAAGGGGACAUAUUUAGGCAUCUUUGGUAAACAACAGAAAAGACAUGCAGUUAGAGAUUCUAAUUAUUACAAGAAUUUACGUGAAGUCACUAUAAACGGGGACUGGUCAGAAGUAGAAUCCAUGCUGCAAAAACAAGAGCUAGUGACCGAGCAAAUCAGCAGUGAUGGCUGCACCACUUUACAAUUGGCAGCAGAAACAGGGACAAAGGAAAAUGACGUAGGAUACAACAAUGCCUUCAAUGAUGAUUUUAAUGGAGAUCCUGUCGAUGUUGAUGAAGAUGGUGAAGCUGCUCUUUCAUUAGGUGAAAAAGCUGACCAAGAAGAAGCAAUUUGUGAGUUGUUGGAUAUUGCGAAAGCAGGAAGCUCAUUUCAACGAAUGGUUUUUGGUUAUCUUCCUUUAGCUGUACCUGCAAGACGGUUGGAUAUGGUCCGACCGACUGUUGAACAGCCUGUGCUAAACCUGCUUUCAAGGCAUAAGGUUGAGUAUGUAUGUCUUCUAGUACACAACAACUGUAAAUCAAGUACAACUUAUUAUACUGCUGCUUUGGAUUUUAAUCGGUCCACACACAAUUCUCAUGCAAAGACGUUACAAGUCUUGAAUUUAGCCAACAAAGGAAGCAAUCUGAGGGUUUUCACAGUUGCUGAGCUCAAGACAGCUUCUGAAAACUUUUGCACAGCUUCGAAGAUCGGGGAGGGUGUGUUUGGGAGUGUAUAUAAGGGUGUGAUCAAGAGUUUGGACCACCAUCCUAUGCAGGUGGUUGUGAAGCUCACCAAUGAAUUAUUGCAGGGGCAGAAAGAGUGGGAAACAGAGAUUAAUGUUCUUGGGGUGAUUGAGCAUCCAAAUCUUGCAAAACUAAUCGGUUACUGUGCAGAAGAUACUGAACCUGCUGUACCUGCAAGACGGUUGGAUAUGGUCCGACCGACUGUUGAACAGCCUGUGCUAAAUCUGCUUUCAAGGCGUAAGGUUGAGUAUAUAUGUCUUCUAGUACACAACAACUGUAAAUUAACCUGGAGUCCACUUGUACCAGCAGAAGCAAACACAAGAGUGGUUAAGAUCAGCUCCAUGAUGAAUUCGGAGACGAAGGAGAUGAAUGCUAUGAAGAAGAUUAUGAAUACUUUUGAUAAUUACAUGAAUGCUCAGAGGACGCGUUACCAGACUUCUUACGUGUUUGUUGAAGAAGGCGCAAAUUCAGUAGAAGCAAAAAUGGGAAUCGAGACAACAGAACCUGGAACGGAAGAAGAUGACGUUAGUUAUUAUGAUGCUUUCAGUGUUGACAAAGGUUAUGAUGUUUAUCAAGAUGAUGACUAUGAACUUUCAUUUGGUGAAAGAGAUGAUCAAGAACAAACAAUCUGUCGCUGUUGCCAACCAAAAGAUGAAACAGAAUGGAAUGUUGAUAAGGCUUUUGAUGCCAAACUUAAUGAUGUUAAGAGGGAAGAAGUAGAGGAGGAAGUUAAACUAUCAUUCGGUGAAAAAGAUGAUCAAGAACAAACAAUCUGUUGUCAGCUAGAUGAUGAAAUGGAAUCGAAUGUUGAUAGGGAUCGUUAUGAUGUUGAUGCUGAUCCAGAUGAUAAAGGUUGCUUUAAUCACAGGAUUUUAUUCUUGAGGGUGUCGCAGUCUCCGAAUGUGGAACAGUUAAGGCAGAGGAUUUUGGGGUUUCUUUCAGAAAGCAAGUUUAAUGGCUGCUCUGAUAUAGUUCCACAAUGGACACCUGGAUAUAAUAGUUUGAAUACAGUGACGCCUACCCUUGUUGUAUUGGAUGAUGUUUGGUUGCUUCAAGUUCUGGAACAGCUUAUAUUUAAAGUUCCGGGUUGCAAAACUCUUGUGAUUUCGCGUAUUAAGUUUACGCCUUCGGUUAUGAACGCAACUUAUGAGUUGGAGUUGCUCACGACAGAAGAUGCAGUCUCACUUUUCUGUCACAUUGUUUUUGGGAGAACAUCAAUUCAUCCUUGUGGAGAUCUAAUAAAACAGGGUUGGGAGAAAUGUAAAGGGCUUCCUUUGGCUCUUAAAGUUAUUGGAGCUUUACUUAGACACCGGCCUGAAAAGUACUGGUUCGGGGCCAAGAACCGGCUAUCGCGAGCCCAACCGGUAGAUGACUGCCAUGAAAGUGAAUUACUCAAUCGAAUGAGACUAAGAUUUGGGUUUGGGUGUUCUCCAGAAGACAAAAAGGCGGAGGUGAAUUUUAUAGGAAGGCUUUCGCAACCUAACCUUGUUAAACUAUUGGGUUAUUGUGACAAGGGUAACGAGUUGCUACUGGUAUAUGAGUUUAUGCAGAAAGGGAGCUUGGAAAACCAUUUGUUUGGAAGAGGGUCCACAGUUCAGCCAAUUCCGUGGGAUAUCCAGCUCAAAAUUUCAAUUGGAGCAGCUCGGGGCCUAGCAUUCUUGCACACUUCAGAGAAACAAGUUAUAUAUCGAGAUUUUAAACCGUCCAACAUUUCGUUAGAUGGGUCUUAUAAUGCGAAGAUAUCCGACUUUGGGCUUGCUAAAGUUGGGCCGUCGGCUACUCAGUCACAUGUAACGACACGGGUCAUGGGAACUUAUGGCUAUGCUGCUCCAGAGUAUGUUUCCACAGACCGUACCACAUUGGUUUUAGGAGAAGGUGGUUUUGGAUGGGUUCAUAAAGGAUGGCUUGAAGACAAAUCAAGUUCAAAAAGUUUUGUAAUUGCUGUCAAGAAAUUGAAUUCUGAGAACAUGCAAGGAUUGGAAGAGUGGCAGACAGAAGUGGAUUUUAUAGGAAGGCUUUCGCAUCCGAACCUUGUGAAACUAUUGGGAUAUUUAUAUAAGUUUAUGCAGAAAGGGAGCUUGGAAAACCAUCUGUUUGGAAGAGGGUCCACAGUUCAGCCAAUUCCGCGGGAUAUGCAGCUCAAAAUUUCAAUUGGAGCAGCUAGGGGGCAUGCGUUUUUUGACACUUCAGAAAAACAAGUUGUUUAUCGAGAUUUCAAAGCUUCCAACAUUUUGUUAGACGGGUCUUAUAAUGCGAAGAUAUCCGACUUUGGGCUUGCUAAAGUUGGGCCGUCGGCUACUCAGUCACAUGUAACGACACGGGUCAUGGGAACUUAUGGCUAUGCUGCUCCAGAAUAUGUUUCCACAGACCGUACCACAUUGGUUUUAGGAGAAGGUGGUUUUGGAUGGGUUCAUAAAGGAUGGCUUGAAGACAAAUCAAGUUCAAAAAGUUUUGUAAUUGCUGUCAAGAAAUUGAAUUCUGAGAACAUGCAAGGAUUGCAAGCAUGGCAGACAGAAGUGGAUUUUAUAGGAAGGCUUCAACAUCCAAACCUUGUCAAACUAUUGGGAUAUUGUUACCAGGCUAACGAGUUGCUACUGGUAUAUGAGUUUAUGCAGAAAGGGAGCUUGGAAAACCACCUAUUUGGAAGAGGGUCGACAGUUCAGCCAAUUCCGCGGGAUAUGCAGCUCAAAAUUUCAAUUGGAGCAGCUCGGGGGCAUGCGUUUUUUCACAUUUCAGAAAAACAAGUUAGUUAUCGAGAUUUCAAAGCUUCCAACAUUUUGUUAGACGGGUCUUAUAAUGCAAAGAUAUCCGACUUUGGGCUUGCUAAAGUUGGGCUGUCGGCUACUCAGUCACAUGUAACGACACGGGUCGUGGGAACUUAUGGCUAUGCUGCUCCAGAGUAUGUUUCCACAGGUAGUUGGGACACUUGGAUACGCAGCUCCAGAGUACAUCCAAACAGGAAGCCUGAAUUGGUGCAUGUGAAAAUGGUUUUUAUAGGAAGUCUUCAGAUGAUACUUUAAUAUGUUAUGUGCAUUUCUCAAUGGUUCUUACAACUAAUAUGUAAUGUUUUAAAAUAUCAUUUGAAUGAUAUGUGAUCAAGUUUGUAUGCU